Tribolium madens (black flour beetle) is the source of this 941-nucleotide messenger RNA. RefSeq lists its product as uncharacterized. Gene Ontology annotation, cellular component: extracellular matrix. Bases 14 to 892 code for a protein of 292 amino acids. The transcript is spliced from 4 exons. NCBI's taxonomy places the organism in Eukaryota, Metazoa, Arthropoda, Insecta, Coleoptera, Tenebrionidae. The record is from RefSeq and is a predicted model, not a curated record.
CUACCGUUCAAUAAUGUUGCGAUUGUGUUUUGUUAUCUGCGGGGUGGUUUUAGCAGAGGCGGGGUAUCUGGGGGGCCACGGGGCGGUGUCCAACAUCGGAUAUACAACACACCACGCGCCGGUUUACGGACACUACGGCGGAUUUUCAAGCUCCUACUCGACAGUAGCCCACCACCGGGCCGGCUUUGCCGCCCCCGCCGCCCCCUUGUCCCAACAUUAUGGGGGCGGUUUCGCCCCAGUAGCCCACCAACCCCAGUACUACGAGGAGCAUUACGCUCGGCCCAAAUAUGAGUUUAAAUAUGGGGUUGAGGAUUUGCACACCGGAGAUAAAAAAACGCAGCAUGAGGUGAGAGAUGGGGACGUGGUCAAGGGACAGUACUCGCUGGUGGAGCCCGAUGGGUCGAUCCGGACCGUGGAAUACACCGCUGACCCCCAUCAUGGGUUCAAAGCGGUGGUGCACAAGUCGGGACAUGAGUCGGUGGCUUAUGGACAUCAAUUUGCGAAAUCAGUGCAAUUCGAAUCGCGAUCGAAAAUGUUCAAAGUUUUCAGUGUUUUAGUUCUAGUUGUGUGCACGAGUGCCCAGUACUAUGAAGAAUUUUCAGGAUUAGACUUAAAUGGACACAACAAUAUUCUCCUGAAAAGCUCUGAAAAUUAUGAAAACCAUCACGAGGAACAUUAUGACCACCCGAAAUACGAGUUCAAAUACGGCGUUUCGGACCAUCACACUGGCGAUAUUAAAUCGCAGGAGGAAACUAGAGAUGGGGAUGUGGUCAAAGGGCAGUACUCGCUUCAUGAACCAGAUGGUACUAUCCUGACUGUCAAAUACACCGCUGAUAAGCACAGCGGGUUCAAUGCUGAAGUGAUAAGGCAAGGUCAUGCGUCACACUAUUAGUUAUGUUUAUGUUGUUUGUUAUGUUGAAUAAAGUUUAUUUUUUCUAUUA